AUGGACUACGCCUACCUCAACCAGGCGGCGGCCGCGGGCUUCGAGGCCUCGUCCUGCAGCCUCGGAGGCAGCUUGGGCGGCUCCAUGGACGGCGCCCACGCCCCUUACACCUACGGCGACCUCACCUCCUGCUCGCAGAUGCCCUCGGCGUACCGCUACACGGGCUCGGGCGUCAGGGGCUACAAUGCAGGCGUGGGCGUGGGCGUGGGGUCCCAGCAGUGCGGCGUGAUGGGGCGGCCCCAGGACCACCGCGCCAUGUUCCCCGCUUCCGUCACGCCGGUUAACCUCCAAACCGGCCUAGGAUACAAGAUGUACGGCGGGCACGAGGGCGUCCUUUCGGAGAAGAGGAAGCAGCGCAGGAUAAGGACCACCUUCACGUCCGCGCAACUGAAGGAGCUCGAGAGGGCGUUUCAGGAAACACACUAUCCUGAUAUCUACACGCGGGAAGAAAUUGCUAUGAAGAUUGACCUGACGGAGGCGCGUGUGCAGGUGUGGUUUCAAAAUAGACGAGCAAAGUUUCGCAAGCAGGAGCGACUGGCACAGCAGAAGAGCGAACCCAAGACCAGCGGGAACAGCAGUGGAGGCGGAGGUGGAGGCGCGGGUGGAAGCUCAGCCUCCAACAAGGACCUCCACCACGGCGUCUCGUCCAUGCCCCCCGCCUCCACCUCCUCGCCCUCCAACACAGCCUCCAACACCGCCCCCGCCACCACCACCCUCCACCAUCUGGACCACAAGCCCGUUGGGCUGGAUUCUGAACCCGUGUCUGGUUACACUUGA
Messenger RNA from Penaeus chinensis, 777 nucleotides. RefSeq names its product paired mesoderm homeobox protein 2A-like. Gene Ontology annotation, molecular function: RNA polymerase II transcription regulatory region sequence-specific DNA binding; DNA-binding transcription factor activity, RNA polymerase II-specific. The coding region runs from base 1 to 777 and encodes 258 amino acids. Lineage: Eukaryota; Metazoa; Arthropoda; Malacostraca; Decapoda; Penaeidae. The record is from RefSeq and is a predicted model, not a curated record. The transcript is spliced from 6 exons. Gene Ontology annotation, biological process: regulation of transcription by RNA polymerase II.